Messenger RNA from Purpureocillium lilacinum, 885 nucleotides. RefSeq lists its product as uncharacterized. Lineage: Eukaryota; Fungi; Ascomycota; Sordariomycetes; Hypocreales; Ophiocordycipitaceae. The record is from RefSeq and is a predicted model, not a curated record. Gene Ontology annotation, molecular function: NADP binding; oxidoreductase activity, acting on the CH-OH group of donors, NAD or NADP as acceptor.
AUGACGACGAACACAUCUCUUUCUGGCCAAGAUGUCUCGGUGAUUGGGCUUGGUAACAUGGGAGUCGCGAUUGCGAACUGCUUGCUGCGAGCUGGAGCCACAGUGACCGUGUGGAAUCGUACCGCGUCCAAGGCUGAGCAGCUCAUUGCCCAGGGCGCCCUCCUCGCACUGUCGCCUUCUGCCUGCAUCUCAGCCAGUCCCAUCACCAUCAUCUGCCUCUUGUCCAAUGCCACAGCCGAGCAAGCCUUGUCCGACGUGCAGGAUCUCUCGACGAGAACCAUCAUCAACCUGACCAAUGGCUCGCCCGGGCAAGCCAGGCAAAUGGCAACGCUCCUGCAAAGUCAAAAGGGCGCGCGGUAUAUCCACGGAGCAAUCAUGGUGCCGCCUUUGCUCCUCGGGCAGCCCACCUCCGUGACGCUCUGCUCUGGCCCGUCGGACGUCUUCCACGCUUGCACGUCCGUCCUCUCCGCGCUGGGCACUCCGCGUCACGUCGGCGAGAAUAUAUCGCAGGCCUCGCUGCUCGACAAUGCGCUUCUCAGCCUCAUGGGCGGGAUAUUCGAGGGGUGGGUGCAGGCGCUGGCGAUUGUGCAGCGCGGUGGCGUGGACGAGGUCGAGUUCGCGACGGGGCUGGCGGGACCGUUCGUCAAGGCCAUGGCCGACUGGCUGCCGCGCAUAGCUGAGAGUGUGCGCGACGAGCAGUACGUGGGUGGCUCGCCGCUGAGGAUGCAGCUAGAAGCGCUGGAUAAUAUUGCUGUGACGGGAGAGGAGCUGGGCGUGGGGGUGCUGCUUGGGGAGUUGAGGGGGGUGAUGGAGCGGGCGGUGACGCUGGGGAAAGGGGAGGAGGGUAUUGCUGGGCUGGUGCCAUUGCUUACGGGGAAGAAGUAA